GACCGGUAUGAUUGCAUCUUUGAAAGGGCAGGGCAAGCGCAACUAGUUGGAACUGAGCUGAAGAUAGCGGUUUGUUUUUGGUACUGUUGAUGAUACUACGCCAAAUCAGCUGGGAUGUUAGGCAAAAUGGCAGUAAACACGAAAAUUGUCAGUAUCGAAGUAAAAGAUGUUCGCUUCCCAACAUCACUCGAGGGCCAUGGAUCAGAUGCAAUGCACACUGAUCCCGACUAUUCCUGUGCCUACGUCAUCAUCAGAACAGAUGCUGGAGAUGGACUAGAGGGUCACGGUCCAACCUUUACUAUUGGCAGGGGCACAGAGAUUGUUGUGGCAGGAGUUAAGGCUCUCAUCCCGUAUGUGGUUGGCUGCAAGCUGGCAGAAAUCUAUGGUGAUUUUGCGACUUUCUGGCGGAAGUUAACAAGUGAAUCCCAACUCAGAUGGAUAGGACCAGAGAAAGGAGUUAUCCAUCUGGCCACAUGUGCAGUGAUGAAUGCUCUCUGGGAUCUGUGGGCAAAAAUGGCGGGAAAGCCACUUUGGAAGUUGCUUGUAGAUAUGAGCCCUGAGCAACUGCUAAGCGUGAUAGACUUCAGAUACAUAACUGAUGCACUGACAAAAGAAGAGGCCCUACAGAUUCUGAAAGCCAAUGAAUCAACAAAAGCUGAAAGAGAAGCAGAGUUGAUGAAGAAUGGUUUCCCGGCGUACACCACAUCGACUGCUUGGCUGGGAUAUUCUGAUGAAACUUUGAAAAAGAGAUGCAAGGCUGCGCUCAAAGACGGUUGGACCUGGUUUAAGAUGAAGAUAGGAGCCAGUUUAGAGGAUGAUAUCAGGAGAGCUAAGAUCAUCAGGUCGGAGAUUGGAGAUGACAACAUCUUGAUGAUGGACUGUAAUCAGAGAUGGGAAGUAUCACAAGCCAUAGACUGGAUGAAAAGCCUAGCUGAAUUCAAACCAUACUGGAUCGAGGAACCGAUUUCACCUGACGAUGUGCUUGGACAUGCAGCAAUUGCUAAGGCACUAAACCCAUUAGGCAUCAAGGUGGCGACUGGAGAACAGUGUCAGAACCGUGUAAUGUUCAAGCAGUUCCUCCAGGCCAAAGCUCUUCAGGUCCUUCAGAUAGACAGCUGUCGUAUCGGAGGGGUCAACGAACUACUCGCUGUGAUCCUCAUGGCAAAGAAAUUUGGAGUACCUGUAUGCCCACAUGCUGGUGGAGUGUUGCUAUGUGAGCUGGUGCAUCAUCUCAGUAUGUUUGACUAUGUAUGUGUAUCAGGAACUAAAGAAGGAAGGGUGAUUGAAUUUGUAGAUCAUUUGAGGGAGCAUUUCAAGUACCCUUCUAUCAUCAAGAAUGCUUCCUACAUGCCACAGAAGAUCCCAGGGUAUUCAACAGAACUCAAGCAAGCCAGCUUAGAUGACUAUGUCUACCCGGAGGGGCGAAUGUGGCAGCAACUUGCUAAGGAAGGCAAGGUCAAGUUGUAAGCAACGAUUGUCAAGUUUGCCAGAUUGGUAACAUUUGAAUUAGCAGUGUUAAUUCUAUCUUAACAGGGCUAUUUCAGACCAACAUAUACUGGGGGGUCAAAUUGACCCCCCCCCCCUCAGAUCUCGGCCGUUGAUUGCGCGGUCAUCGCGAAAAUUUGCAUGCGCGUACAGCCAGAUGUAAACUAUAAGACUGUAUAGUAAAAUUUUCAAAAAAUUAAUUGCUUAUAUUUUUUAUUAACUAAAUAUGCAAAUAAGAAUAUGAAAUUUGCCCUAAUUUGUUUUUUUGUGUAUGUUUUUGCCUUUAACUCAAUUUAUAUAGCUAGUAGAAUGCUAAUUUUGGUGAACAUACAGAUUUGUACAUUUCAAAAAAAGUCUCCCCAAAAUUGCCGAAAAAUUAUUAAUUUCCUAUGUAUUUUAUUGUUUUUUAAAUUCUUAUAUAUUUCUAUGUUUUUUUAAACCUUUGUUUUUUAUUGUUUUUUUCGAUGAACUUUGUCGGGGACCCUUUUGCGAUCAUAAAUAACAUAAAAUAAAUCCAUCUAAACCAACAAAAAUAAAAACAAUCUUAAAUUUAUGAUUUUUAGUUCAAAAACACAAUUUGCUUUGACCUUGUACACGUAAUCACGUUUUUUGAGCAAUUUUGGGACCAACAUGCGCUUACAAAAUAUUGCUUAAUUUCAGAACCACUUUCGGGGGCAUCGUAAAUGUGGUCCCAAAAGAUGCGCAAGACUUGAAAGUAAAAAGUCAGCGAGCGGCGCGGUAAAAAAAUUGUGCGCAUCGGCGUAGUGGCAACAUUUUUCAAGUUUAAUAAUGGUAAAAUUUAAUAAGGGUAAAAGGUAUCAGAAUAUGAUGGCAAGUAACAUACAGUACAUAAAAAGUUGAGACACAGCAUGGCCUUUUUUGUUAAGAUGAUUAGCCUGCUUUGGGCUGUAGGGAAAUAUUACAACACUAAGUGAAAUAAAUUCCAUAUUUGUGUUAUAUUUAAGUGGGACCAUAAAACAAAAUAAUAUCACAAAAUGGUGUAUACAUGUAUUUAUAAAUUGCUAUAUCUGUGUGUGUGUGUGGGGGGUUGAGUUAGAUGUAUUCUCAUGCAAUGUCUCUUAUCUGUUUGACAAAUCUACAUUGUAGUGUCCUCAUGUACUCUUAGCUACAUUGGAGCAGUUACAAAUUGAUUUAAAGGUUUUAAGGUUCAAGCUCUGGUCAUGUCUUCCGGAUGGUGACAAUGAAUAUCUCCCUCAGACCAAGAUUUUAAAUGAAUGCCGGAUCGAUGCAUUGUCUAUAAAAAAAAAUCAAUUACAGGCGUGCACACAUACAACACAGUAUUAGAUAACUCAUUUUGGUCUUCCAAGUAAUUGUGUUAUAUUCAGGAGAACAGUUGUAUUUCUUGGAGCAGGCAAUGAAUCUUCUUUCAAAAUUGGAGUAGUGCCAAGUCAGUGAUAGUAGGUGAUGUGGCAAAUAUUGAGGGUGGGGCUGGUGGCCUCCAACCCCCCCUCCCCCUCCCAAAAAAGACACUUUAGGACUGUUAAAAAAAAUUUGCUAAUUUUAAACUGAAAUUUAUAUGCUCAAACAUUAUACAAUAUGAUUGUUCAAACAGUUUUUGAUAGUUUUUAAUCAUGAAAAUAUUAAGAUGAAUAUAAGAUUUUAUUGAAAUUUAGUAAUGUACAUUGUACAUGUAUAUGUAUUCUUGUGAAUCUGUGUUUAUUUUAUGUAUGAAAGUGAAGUUUGAGUUGAAUGUGUUUUGUUUUGUUUUGUUAUGUUUUUGCUUGUUUAUGUAUGCAAAAAAAAUUGUUAUCAAGAAACUUAUCUUUAUUAUAGAGAGGAAAGGAAUGUAUAUGCGGGGAAAAACAGAGACAUUAUUGUAGAUAAAAUUGUAUAGAAAUGUUUAUCUUUGCCAAGGAUUGAGUUACUGUAUCUUUUUAUGCAGCAUAAUAUGCUGCAUGAAAACUAAAGAAAUAGAAGGCUUUUUGGUUUGGGUUUUUAGCUCAUCCGGCCCGAAGGGCCUGAUGAUCUUAUGCUGUGGCGUGGUGUCCAUCGUCUGUCGUCCAUCCACAAUUUCAAAAUGCUUCUUCUUCGCCAUUUCAGGUCCAAUUUCAAUUUUGUUUGCUUUAUAUGAUAGCACUAGGUGGGGGAUUCAAAACUUCUACACAGAAUAUUGAAACUCAUUAAAUAUGCUAAUUUAUGAGCAUUUUUCAAAAUCUACAUAAAAUGCUUCUUAUUUGUUGACCGAUUUUGAAUUUUUUACUUCCAUCUGGUAGAGCUUCAUGAGGUUUACCAAACUUCUACACAGAAUUUAGAAAUUUUGACUAGAACAAUUUUUAUGCUAAUUUAUGCGAAAUUGAUCUAUGCAUAUUUUUAGAAAUUCACAUAAAAUGCUUCUUCUUCUUUAUUUGUUGACCGAUUUUGAUUUUUUUUCUUUCAUAUGGUAGAGCUUCAUGAGGUUCACCAAACUUCUACACAGAAUUUUUAAAUUUGGAAUGGAAAAUUAUGCUAAUUUAUGCAAAAUUCAUAAAUCACAGAAAAUGCCUCUUGUUUGUUGACUGAAUUUCAAAAUGCUUCUUCAUUGUCAUUUCAAGUCUGAUUUCAAUUCUGUUUGCUUUAUAUGAUAGCAUUAGGUGGGGUAUUCAAAACCUCUACACAGAAUUUUGAAACUCAUUAGAUAUGCUAAUUUAUGCAUAUUUUUAAAAAUUCACAUAAAAUGCUUCUUUGAUUGUUGACCAAAUUUGAUUUUUUUUUUCCUUCCAUCUGGUAGAACUUCAUGAGGUUCACCAAACUUCUACGCAGAAUUUUGAAAUUUUCAGCAGAAAAUUAUUUAUGCUAAUUUAUGCGAAAUUUAUUUAUAAAUCACAGAAAAUGCCUCUGCUUUAUUUGUUGACCGAUUAUGAUUUUUUUUCUUCCAUCUGGUAGAGCUGCCUGAUGUUCACCAAACUUACACAAAAUUUUGAAAUUUUGUCUAGAAAAUUAUUUAUGCUAAUUUAUGCAAAAUUUAUUCAGAAAUUAAAAAAAAUGUUUUUUCUUCAUUUGUUGAUCAAUUUCAAUUUUGUUUGCUUUAUAUGAUAGAUCAAGGUGGUGAUACAAAUUUUCAACACAUAAUUUUGAAACUCAUUGAAUAUGCUAAUUUAUUCAUAUAUUUUCAAAACUCACAAAAAAAACUUUUUUAUUUGUUGAAUUUUGAUAAUUUUUCCAUCUGAGAGCUACAUGAGUUUCACCAAGGUUCUGCAUAGAAAUUUUGACUAGAAAAUCAUUUAUGCUUAAUUUAUAUGAAAUUUAUUCAUAGAUCACAAAAAAUGCUUCUUUGUCAUUUUAUUAUCAAUUUCAAUUCUCUAUCCUCAGUUUAUGUCACCAAUAUAAUUCACUACAUUGUCAACUGGGCUGAAAUUAAAAUUGUGUUAAAUUUUGUUGCGAGAUGCCGGAUGAGCUCCACAUCAUUGAUGUGCUAGUUUUAUCAUUUGAUUAUGCAACUUUUAACUAGAAAAGAAAUGCACUAGUUCCUUGAACAUUAACCUCAGCUUGAUAGCUAAGUGCAUUUUAGCAUUGAAAAAAAUGGAAGUUUACUAGUACCUACUGUUUUCACACCUGGGUGGAGAGUGGCAAAAUAGGCUAAUGCAGAUACUACCAACCAUUAUGUGUUUGGUAAAAUUACACGUAUUGCAUUGUUGCUACCAUAUUCCAGCAUUCCUUUUUUUUUCUCUCUUAGCUUACGAUUUUCUAUUUAAAAAAAAAAGUUUCAUAAGUCGUACGAAGAGGCAAUUGGAUGCAAUGCUUACAUGAAUUAUCAAACAUAAUACAUUUCAUAUAAUGAAACAUAAGAAAGAAAAUUGACAUGUUUUUCAUAAUCUGGUUUAAAACAUUGCUGUGACUUGAACAAACUUAUCUUGAGAUAUUUCUAUGGAUACCAUUAAUGAAUGCCAGAUAAUUUCGGGUUAUGAUUUUUAUUAAUUGAUUUAAGAUCAUGAAGAUUGUAUAAUGUAUGACAUCAAUAUAGUUGUAUUGAGUUGAGCUUUGAUACAGAGUAUUACAUUGAGUUCAAUCCUAUUUAGAUAUAUCAUUAUUUUUCAUAAAAAUAUGUAUACUUAACAUUCUGUGACUGCUGAAGAGAUGCCCUGUCAUUUCUCGGAAAUACAAGAUACUAAACAUUCCAAAAAAUAGAAAAUGAUAUAUCAUUAUUCUGUAGAAAAAAUAAGAAACUGCUCAUUCACAAAUUGUGUUGCUUGUGAAGUAAAACAGUACUUUGAUAUGCUUAACUGUGUGCAUAUUUAACAAAUUAUGUUCCCUUCACUUAAGUUUAGCUAUGAAGAGAAACUACUUGUCAAAUGUCAGGAGAGAUUAAGUUUUCUCUUCUUUUUUUGGAAUGAAUUUGUUCUGUAAGUGUGAUUUUUAAGUUACGUAUUACAUGAGAAAAACUAUUAUGUCUAAUGUUGUAUAUUGCAUGUUUUUCAUUUUGUUUUGUAAUUUUUGUGUUUUUAUGAUGAAGUGCCAAGAAAAUAUUUUAUAUAGAAAUAUAUAUUCAAGUUUAAUACAUAUUUGAAAAUAAAAACCAUGGGAACUAUAUCAUGGUAAUAACAUUUC
This is a messenger RNA of Lytechinus pictus (painted urchin), 6030 nucleotides long. Its product is annotated as mitochondrial enolase superfamily member 1-like. Gene Ontology annotation, molecular function: magnesium ion binding; L-fuconate dehydratase activity. The transcript is spliced from 15 exons. The coding region runs from base 115 to 1467 and encodes 450 amino acids. Gene Ontology annotation, biological process: amino acid catabolic process; carbohydrate catabolic process. The record is from RefSeq and is a predicted model, not a curated record. Lineage: Eukaryota; Metazoa; Echinodermata; Echinoidea; Temnopleuroida; Toxopneustidae.